Messenger RNA from Neltuma alba, 800 nucleotides. RefSeq names its product signal peptidase complex-like protein DTM1. The transcript has 2 exons. Gene Ontology annotation, cellular component: endoplasmic reticulum membrane; signal peptidase complex. The record is from RefSeq and is a predicted model, not a curated record. NCBI's taxonomy places the organism in Eukaryota, Viridiplantae, Streptophyta, Magnoliopsida, Fabales, Fabaceae. Gene Ontology annotation, biological process: anther wall tapetum development. The coding region runs from base 12 to 341 and encodes 109 amino acids.
AUCUUCUCAUCAUGGCAAACGACGCCGCCCUCAGAACCUCUCUUCUUUGGCUGGCGGCGGUUAUACUGCUGGUUGGCAUAUUCACUCACUCUCCAAAGAAGAUGAUCGUUACUUAUGUUGUUGGAGCCGUGGGCAUUGCCGCCCUUCUCUUGCCUGACUGGGAUUACUUCGAUCGCGAUUUCUCCCGCUGGCCCUACCCUAUUACUGCCGACGAGAGGGCUUCUCUUCUUUCUCACGGAUCUGCUUUCGUCAGGUUUACCAGUUCUCCCCUGCGGCUGAUUGGUUACGGUGCAAUUUACGGAUAUGCUUUGCACAAAUGGUGGGAGUAUGUAUCCGAGUAGUCAGUUUUGUUGCCCCUUUUUCUUACAUUGUGUUGAUCAGUUCAAUUCGAAAGAAAUUAUAUUAAUUCUGUCUGCAGCUGCGGAAGAAUGCUCUAUUUAUUUUCUUACAGAGUAGAAAAUAUAGCGGAAAAAUCAUGGUUACAUUCCUUUUUCUUCCCUUUAAAUCUUAUCAUUAGUAAUGGUUAGUAAAUGAGUAAAUAGCGUUUCCUUCCAAUUUAUCCCUCCAGCCAAAGUCAAUGCCAGAGUGCAUACGAUGCUUGCGUCCCGUUGCGAGGCAUAUGUAUCUUUAAUCUUGAUGACCGGAACAUUACAUUGUCUGUUUGCCCUGUACUGGAAUGAUUCUUUCUUUCUUUCUUUAUGGGCCAAGUAAAGUUGAAUGUUUAUUGGUAAGUGAUAGUAAAUGUGUAAGCUGCAUGUUCUGGCAAUGGGUAAUUAACCUGUUUGGAUCAUUUUUUCCCC